Molecule: messenger RNA, 1161 nt
Organism: Eucalyptus grandis
Lineage: Eukaryota; Viridiplantae; Streptophyta; Magnoliopsida; Myrtales; Myrtaceae
Product: senescence-specific cysteine protease SAG39-like
Exons: 7
Coding region: 1-1161 (386 amino acids)
Cellular component (GO): lysosome
Molecular function (GO): cysteine-type endopeptidase activity
Source: RefSeq, a predicted model, not a curated record
AUGUUGCACAAUCCCACCAUUGCCGAGCAGCAUGAGCAUUGGAUGGCCAAUUACGGCCGGACCUACAACGACCCACAGGAGAAGGCGAUGCGCCAAGCGAUUUUCGCAAAGACCUUACAGUUCAUCGAAGAUUUCAACAAGUCCGGGAAUCGGACUUUCAAAUUAGGUCUCAACCAAUUUUCAGACUUGACCAACGAGGAGUUUGUCCGGAGCCAUACUGGAUACUUGGCACCCAGGCAGCCUGAGCCUGCCAAAACACCAUCCGUUAACCACCAAAAGCUGACCGGAGAAGUUCCUGAUCACAUUGACUGGGUAGAGAAAGGUGUCGUAAACGCGAUUAAGUACCAAGGCCACCGUGGAUCCUGCUGGGCAUUCUCAGUCGUUGCAGCAGUAGAAGGAAUCGCGGUUAUCACCAACGGUACACUGCUGGUGCUCUCCGUGCAACAGCUAGUAGAUUGUGAGACCACAAGCUACGGCUGUGGAGGCGGUUACCUAGACAAUUCUUUCAAGUACAUUAUCCAAAACCAAGGAAUUGCGUCCGAUAAUAGCUAUGCAUAUGAAGGAGUAGCCGGGACCUGCGAUGCAACAAAAGCAGCAAAGCACACGACACAGAUCAAGGGUUUCAGGGAUGUCCCGUCUAGGGAGGAUGAGCUCAUGAAGGCAGUUGCGCAGCAACCGGUCUCAGUCAUAAUCUCAUCAAGCCACCAAGAGUUCCUGAGCUAUAGUGGAGCUGUAGCUAAGAAUGAUUCUGAUGGUGUUGAUUGUGUCUUGUCUGUCACUGAGGAUUCGUCAUUUGACGGAUGGAUAAUGGAUUAUGGUUGUUCAUUUCAUACUACACCAAAUAGGAACUGGAUCGUGCAGUCGAGAGCUUUGAUCGAGAUGAAGACUGAAUAUUUGGUUGCCCAUAUUAUUUUCGAGCGAGUGAUGGUAAGCUCGAUGGGAGGACAUAGUGCAUAUUCUAUGGCUAUGCAUAAGUUCAAGGUGAAGUUGCAAUUAGAAACUUCUGAGGUAGCGGGUACUAGCGGAAUAAUCAAUACGGAUGAUGCUUGUAGCGAGGUGGAGUUGAUAGAGCCAACGGUUGCUGUAGCUAAUGAAUUUGACAAGGAGGUUAUGUCAGAAAAUCCUGUGGCAGUUGAGCCCAUUGGGGCUGUGGGAGAGUAG